AUGCCCCCCGCCUACGCUCCCGUCCCCAAUCCCCGCUACGCCCCCGAAGAUGCACAGCGCGAGCUAGACGACGCCUUCGACAGCGACGACGAGGGCCAGGACUCCUCCGAGCGUACCCCUCUCACCCGUUCCCUCCCUCCACGCUCCGACUCUCACUACCACCCCGCACUCGACAGCGACGAGCUCCCUGAGGUGCUUUCCACGUCCCAGACUGCCCCCGGCGGGUACGACUUCGAGCGUGACUACGACUACCCCCCGCCUGGCUCCCCUCCUGGCCCCUCCGCCUUCGCUCUCCCCAAUGACUUUGGCAACUCCAACGGCCUCGUCCCCUCUCCAUCCGCCAUCCGUGCACCCCCCCUUCAGAACCAGCGACCACGCUCGUUCUGGCGACGCACCGUCGGCGCCCUCCUCCCUCAGCACUACGUACGCGUCCCAACAGAUGCCCCCGGCCACCGCGUAGUCGGCGGUGGAACGGAGAACGAUGGGGUGUUCGCAAACGUCGCUGCCAAGCCCUCCCGGCCAGUGACCAUUACCGACGUCGAUGGGAACGUCCACAUCGUCCCGGAGGAGGUGCAGAAAGAGACCCCGCCGACCUACGCGGAGGCGCAGGCCGACGCAGUGCCCCCGUACUGGGAGACGACGGUGCACGCGCCCGCGGGCACGUUCGACCCGAACGCGUUCAUGAUUGUCGACGACCUGCCUUCGGGCUCGGUCUUCACCUUCAUCAUGACCGCGUUCAUCUCCUACUUCUUCCAGUUCGCCGGCUUCGUGCUCACCUACCUCCUCCACACCACCAACGCCGCCAAGUACGGCUCCCGCGCCGGGCUCGGCAUCACCCUCAUCCAGUUCGGCCUCGUUCAAUACGGAAACGCGUUCAAAAAUAGCAUCGCGCUUGCCGAACCCGCAGACCCCGCCGCGCCAACACCGACGACGCUCGCGGAGGAGAUCGCGUACUGGAACGAGACGCGCAACGUGCUCCUGCAGGCGCACAACGGCUCCGCGUACAACACCACGGACCCGUUCGCGGACCUCGACCUGCAGCUCGCGAUCUCCUCUCGGGACUGGAUCGCGCUCAUCCUCAUGACCUUCGGCUGGUUCCUCCUGCUGUCGUCCUGCGUCGGGUUCUACCGCGUCAAGCGCUGGGAGUCGUCCAUCCGUGCGUCCGCUGCGGACGACGAGCCGCUCUCGCCCGAGCAGCGUGCGCGCGACGAGCAGGUGCGGCGCAAUAUCGAGAUCGCGUUCGGCUUCGGGCACCUCGACGACGACGGGGACGACGACGAGGCGCCCCAUGCUAGGCGGCCCCUGACUGAAGCGGAGCUGCGCCUGACGCGGACGCUCCAGGCUGCCGGGCUGCUGUGA
Epithele typhae is the source of this 1359-nucleotide messenger RNA. RefSeq lists its product as uncharacterized. Gene Ontology annotation, biological process: vacuolar transport; positive regulation of protein ubiquitination; ubiquitin-dependent protein catabolic process. The record is from RefSeq and is a predicted model, not a curated record. NCBI's taxonomy places the organism in Eukaryota, Fungi, Basidiomycota, Agaricomycetes, Polyporales, Epitheliaceae. Bases 1 to 1359 code for a protein of 452 amino acids. The transcript has 4 exons. Gene Ontology annotation, cellular component: Golgi apparatus; endoplasmic reticulum; perinuclear region of cytoplasm.